This is a messenger RNA of Plasmodium inui San Antonio 1, 1575 nucleotides long. RefSeq lists its product as hypothetical. The coding region runs from base 1 to 1575 and encodes 524 amino acids. The record is from RefSeq and is a predicted model, not a curated record. NCBI's taxonomy places the organism in Eukaryota, Apicomplexa, Aconoidasida, Haemosporida, Plasmodiidae. The transcript has a single exon.
AUGGCCAACUCAUCGUUCCUCUUUAAAGCAUUCGUAGUUGGGUCCCCGGUCUGCAUACUCCUACUUAAUGAAAUAAAAAGAGUGAAGCGUCUAAGAGACGACGAGAAGUUAAACAAAAGCUUGUUUAUAAAAAAUUUCCACAAAAGUAACAUUACCAAGAAGGGACAAAAUGGAGAUGAUCACAGGAGAGAACCCAAUUUUGAGCAAGAAAAUGUGGCGGAGGAGGAAGAAGAAGCGCUGAACUACUUUUACGGCAAAGCAUGGGGAUACACCACCGAUUACGAAAUUGAUUUGAGCUUAAAUACAGGUGAUCUAAUUUUUAUAAAGCACGACUUAGAAAAUGUGAGUUUAAUUAAAAGGGCUCUUCUAAAAAUGAACAGAUACGUGCAGCAGAAAAGUAACAGCGAUAGCAGUGUGGAGGAUUAUGACGAGGUGGGGAUCAUUUUAAAAAAACAUAACAUUAGUUAUGUGUACCUUCAAAAUGUCGUAAAUGGAAAAGACAAAUUAAUUCGUUAUUCUCACUUUCUUCAAAAAUAUAAACCCACCGUUUUAUCUCUCAGAAGAUUCGUAACGGAUGAUGAACACAUAAAAAAGGAGUUACAUAAAAAUAUUUUACAAAGUGUGCAGCGGCAGGAACAAACGAAGAUAAGUAGCUUCUCCAUUUUGUUUAAUCUCUUGCGUAAUCUGUGUAAGCAAAGGAUACUCAUACGUCGCAAUGUCAACGGCUCUCCCGAAGAAAAAGAUUGCCUUUGUAAUGAUAGCCAUUCCAUGUGUAAGCAAAUAAGCUACAAUAUAGACAUGAAGAAUUUAAUUAAUAUGCUCAUCUUCCGAUCGUUUAAUUUGUUCUUUUAUUUUGUUUCGUACGUGAAUGAACAAGCUUUGAAAAAUAGUCCACUUUCCAGUGAACAUGUUCUUUUGCAAAAUGUCUCCUCGGAUAUUCCCAUCAGGGGGGAAGGGCACUCCUCCAUAAUUGACAAACAAAAUGGCCUACAAGGUUAUGAGUUUCCAGUGGAUAAUUCCCUAACACGAUUUGAAUUUAUCGAAGGGGACUCUCAAGAGGUGAGGCCGGAUCACCCCCCCAAUGGUAACAAGACAGGCAGCUUUUACCACCCCCCACGCAAAGUCGCCAAAGAAAUGGAGAACUUCCUCACGCUGCUUCUCGAAAACGAAUACACACUGAUGGACUCUACGGAGUAUAUGAACAAAAUGGUGCAGAAGGGAAGAAAUCAUCCAACGGUGAAUAAUCACAAGAAAGGCCAGCUAAACCAUUUUGCAGAUAAAAUGAAAAAGCAAAUCGAAAAGGUCUCUCUAAUGUUUAAAAGAUUCUCCGUAACAAAUUCUCAUGUUUACGAAAUUUACAGAAAUACCAAUUUGCUGCCCUCCAUAAAAAAUUAUGAUCCUCCCCCUUCUCUCUUUUUAUGUUUAAACAAUUUUUAUAAACCCAUCAACAGGGAUAAUAUACAGCGUGAUACGUUCAGCGUGCCCAAGCUGACUAACCUGUUUCACGUAAGGCAGGAGGAGGCUGAGAAGUUGCAGAGAUAUUUCUACCAGUUCAAUAGAGUUCCAAAGUCGUAG